AUGUUCCCUCUUCGUUCCGGUGUGCGACUUUCGCAGUCGCUGCGCUCGAGUUCGCCUCGAUUCAACGCGUCGUUGUCUCGAUCUUAUUCCGACAAGUCCGACUUAGCAGAUAUAUUCUCCAUGAUUGGCGCGCCAAAUUGGUCUGUCAAAUCACUUCUACCGAACCCAGCCUCAAAGCCUCCCCAAACCAUCACCCCGAAAGAACUUCACCACCUCCUGCGCAUUUCAGCGCUUCCCCAGCCCGCCAGCGCAGAGGAGGAGCAGUCCAUGAUCGAAACACUGGAGUCUCAAAUCCAUUUUGUCAAGGAAAUCCAACUUGUCGACACUACUGGGGUCGAGCCGCUUCCGAGAAUUCGCGAUGAAACUUCCGAUGCAGUGAAGGAGCAUACCAUUGGCGUUGAGCAGCUAAAAGAAUACCUGGCUAAAGAGCAUACGUCUGGGAGACGAGGCAGAAUCCAGCGUAUCGUAGGUGUCAAAAACGACCGUCCGGACGGAGAAGCAUGGGAUGGAGAUGCCCUCAAAUGUGCCACCAAAACGAAGGGGAAAUACUUUGUGGUAGAAAUCGGCGAGUCUCCCAGUCUCUAA
Penicillium olsonii is the source of this 585-nucleotide messenger RNA. NCBI's taxonomy places the organism in Eukaryota, Fungi, Ascomycota, Eurotiomycetes, Eurotiales, Aspergillaceae. The record is from the annotation of a GenBank genome assembly.